AUGGCGACGGCGCGGGGAGCGAUGAAGAUGGGAUACUACUUCGACGUGGUGUCGCCCUACUCGGCCUUCUCAUGGAAGGUACUCGAGCGGUACCGAGGAAGGUGGCCCUUAGAGACAGCACUGAAGCCUGUCUUCCUUGGUGGGAUCAUGAAGGGAGCCUCCAAUACGCCCCCGGCCCUGGUAUCCAAGGCCAAGGGCGUGUGGAUGAAGCAGGACAUCCGGAGGUGCGGAGAAACGUUCGGCUACCCCAUCCUUGACAUGCCCAAGAACUUCUUCUCCGAGGUUGCACGGGCGACGGUGGACUGUCAGAGGUUGAUAGUAGCCGCUCAGCUUCUGGGGAGGAAGGAGGACGAGGUGCGUGGUUUGAUCUCGGUGCUGACAGAUGCCAUCCAUGUCGACAAGGCGCUGAGGACGGAGGAGAACAAUCUGAAAGUCGACGGUGCACUCAUUGAAGCAUGCGCGAAGAAGGUCUUGCCUGGAGAAGUGGUACAAGAUGUCAUCGCAGCGUCCAAGUCGCAGGAAGCGAAAGACCAGCUGAAGGCGAACACCGAAGAAGCAGUCUCCAAGGGAGUCUUCGGGAGCCCUUCUUUCGUCUUCUACAACCCCGACCCAAAGAAGGAAAUCUUGAUCUUCGGAAGUGACCGCUUCGACCAGAUCGCGCACGUCAUUGGCGCCGAGUGGAAAGGACCCAAUCCUGCAUGA
Guillardia theta CCMP2712 is the source of this 702-nucleotide messenger RNA. RefSeq lists its product as hypothetical. NCBI's taxonomy places the organism in Eukaryota, Cryptophyceae, Pyrenomonadales, Geminigeraceae. Gene Ontology annotation, cellular component: mitochondrion; peroxisome. The record is from RefSeq and is a predicted model, not a curated record. Gene Ontology annotation, biological process: glutathione metabolic process. The transcript is spliced from 2 exons. Gene Ontology annotation, molecular function: glutathione peroxidase activity; glutathione transferase activity. The coding region runs from base 1 to 702 and encodes 233 amino acids.